Actinia tenebrosa (Australian red waratah sea anemone) is the source of this 2540-nucleotide messenger RNA. RefSeq lists its product as uncharacterized. Gene Ontology annotation, biological process: regulation of DNA-templated transcription. Gene Ontology annotation, molecular function: RNA polymerase II cis-regulatory region sequence-specific DNA binding; DNA-binding transcription factor activity, RNA polymerase II-specific. The record is from RefSeq and is a predicted model, not a curated record. NCBI's taxonomy places the organism in Eukaryota, Metazoa, Cnidaria, Anthozoa, Actiniaria, Actiniidae.
CAGCAGUGAUUGACAGCUAUCAAUCAACAUUAUCAGACUGGAUCUGCAAUCACCAUGAUGAGAAUCAGGAAGCGUGUGAUGAUCCAGCAUCAAUUGACGGCUGUCAAUCAAGGAAAGGCUCACCAAACUAUAUUAACAAUGAACAAGAAAAAGAAAUGAGGGAUUACAGAUUAGUACAUCCUCUGAGGUUUGAACUACGUGCCUUGACUGUUAGACUGGAAGAUAUUGCAUUUAGAUCAGAUAUUCUGGUUAGAAAGGGCAAGAGGACAAGAGAGUUCAAAGAUAAAGAUGAAAACAAUUCUGGUUCUUGUGAGGAAAACCUUAGCAAGGCAAAGAAAGAUCACGUGAAGUUCUCUAAAAAAGGCUUGUCACAUGGCCAAGAGGGCGAUGGUAACAGACAGGAAGUAAACACGGAUUCCACAGUAACUGGCAGCUGUCAAUCAAAAGAUGAUCCGCCAAUGUGUAUUAAUGCUGACAAAGAUGAGAGAGAAGAUUCUUCAGUCGAAACGUCAUUGAAUGGCAGCUGUCAAUCAAAAUGUUUACCAGGUGGUCCUUCCGAUGAUAUGUCAAACUGUAUCAACAAUAAAGAUGACGAGUCUAUGAUUGACAGCUAUCAAUUAAGAGACAGGUCAUGUGGUCCCUUAGAAGGUAAAUCGUCAAACUCUUUUUCAGUAAUUGAUAGCUGUCAAUCAAGUGCGUCACGUGAUGUCACAAGGGAUGGUAAAAACAGAGAGCAUUCAAGCAGCGAGGUGAUUGGUUCAGUAAUUGAUAGCUGUCAAUCAAGUGCGUCAUGUGUCGUGACAAGGGAUGGUAAAAACAGAGAGCAUUCGAGCUGCAAUGUGGUUGGUUCAGUAAUUGAUAGCUGUCAAUCAAGUGUAACACGUGAUCCCUUGAAAGAUACAUCUAAUUGUACAAAGGAUGGCCAUAACAGAGAGGAUUCAACCAACAAGGUGGUUAGUUUAAAGGGUGGAAAGGUUGGUACUUAUGCCAAAAAGAAGGAUGUGGAAAAGAAAAGUAAAUCAAGGCCUGAAAUAAAAAGAAUAACGCGUGGGACGGCUGCUAUCACAGGUAAAAAGAGGAACGGAAAUCCUGAAACAGAGUCUUCAGGGCCUCCUAAACUGAGGCAAAAACGUGUUAACAACGUCGCAAAAAAGCCUUAUAAAUGCUGUUAUUGUGAUAGAAAAUUUCAAGGGAAAUCUCAUUUUAACUAUCACACAAAAACACAUACCAAUACCAGGCCAUUCCAGUGUUCACACUGCGACGAGGCGUUCAUCUUAAAAAGUUGUCUCAGGACUCACGAGCUUGUCCAUACCGACGAAAAACCAUGCAAGUGUUCACACUGCGACGAGGCGUUCAUUUUCAAAAGAUCUCUCAGGACGCACCAACUUGUUCAUACCCGCGAAAAACCAUACAAGUGUUCACACUGCGACAAGGCGUUCUUUUUCAAAAGGGCUCUCAGGACGCACCAACUUGUUCAUACCGACGAAAAACCACACAAGUGUUCACACUGCGACAAGGCGUUCAAAUGGAAUAGUAGUCUUAAAUUACACCUGGCAGUUCAUACCGAAGAAAAACCAUUCAAAUGUACGGAAUGUGAUAAGGUAUUUAUGACAAAUCAAGGCAUGAAAAAGCAUUGUCUUCUAGUUCACACCAAUAAAAACCCAUACCAGUGCUCGUACUGCCACAAGAGAUUUAAAAAUAUGCAUAGAUUUGAAGUUCAUCGUCGUUCACAUACCAACCAAAAGCCCUUCAAGUGCUCGAUUUGUGGUAGGAGUUUCCUUCAAAACACUAGUCUGCUUACACAAGAAAAGCCGUACAAAUGCCCGCAUUGUGAGACUAAGAAAGAAGACCAGAUUGCCCAUACUAGUACAAAACCAUAUGAAUGCCCACUGAUUGGCAAGGCAUUGACAUCAAAGUGGAAGCUUACUGUUCAUCUACGACGAUUCGAAGCUAAAAAGGAAAUAAUAAUGCUAGACGAAUUGUAGAAUGGAUAUAAGAAUAGACCUCCUCGGCUCGGGCGUAAUGUUGUCCCAUUUUAGACCACGUAACAUUCCCUAGAGUAUAUUUUCUUUCUUUGUACCUAUAAAUUACGAAUUGCACUCGAGAUCGUGCGAUUUCCUAGACAAAUUACAAACGAAAAAUUGAGUUUUGGUUUACGUCAAUCACAGGGGUUUCUUAAACAUGUGUAAAGGAUAUCGACUUCGAAUUUCAAACGCAAAGCUAUCGAUAUUGACUUAUGCCAAUGUCAAACGUCGAACUUCAAAUGAGCCGAACCUUAAGACAUCAAAGAAGACCGCCUUAUUAACUAUUGUUUUAAUUAGGUUCGGCUCGUGAAGUUAGACGUUUGACAUUGGCAUAAGUCAAUAUCGAUAGCUUUGCAGUUAAAGCCUGGUUCACACGAGCAACGCAAACGCAAGCGCAAACGCAAGCAAUGUUCACACGUACAACUCAAAUGCAAGUAAAUUAAGAUACGCAUGCGCAGUAGUGCUUGUUUAUAGUUCACACGUAUUUUCCUUUCGUUUACGUUUGCGUUGCUCGUG